Messenger RNA from Aspergillus oryzae RIB40, 594 nucleotides. RefSeq lists its product as uncharacterized. Bases 1 to 594 code for a protein of 197 amino acids. The record is from RefSeq and is a predicted model, not a curated record. The transcript has a single exon. Lineage: Eukaryota; Fungi; Ascomycota; Eurotiomycetes; Eurotiales; Aspergillaceae.
AUGAGAUUUAAUACUAUCGUUGCGCUUUCGGCACUCUCCACCAUGGCCCAUGCUUGGGGGUUCAAUUGCGCCGACUCCCAACCCACACCGGAUGAUAUCCAAGCAAUUAGCGCGGGUCAAGAGUUGUUGAUGGCAGACGACACACCUUCAGCAGCUGAGCUCAUGGCUGAUACCUUGUCCGGCGACGGCGAAAAUUGUCAAGACAAUCUGGGUAAAUGCCACAACAGCCUCAACAAUGUCACGAACCAGCUGGACACGUGCAAAAAGUCCAUUUCAGAUAUCAAUUUCCUGAGGAAGACAUACGAGGAGGUGGCGUGGAAGGCUCUGAGAUCUAUGCCUUACUUCAACCUGAAUCAAAGGUAUUACACCGUCGACGGCGCUACCUACGUUGUCUAUGUUGGAGUUUCUUUAAGUACCUAUGGCCGCCCUGUCCACGCCCCUGAUUUACAGACCUGUGUUAGGAUCUGUAAUAAGAAAUCCGGUUGUCGGGCUGCACAUUUUCGGCCGUACUCAAAACAGUGUGACACAUGGACUCUUGUUGCACCAAGGCCUGGCUUCGAUAUGGAUGGAAUUGCCGCCGUUCGUGCUUGGUAA